Molecule: messenger RNA, 1461 nt
Organism: Chiroxiphia lanceolata (lance-tailed manakin)
Lineage: Eukaryota; Metazoa; Chordata; Aves; Passeriformes; Pipridae
Gene: PKIG
Product: cAMP-dependent protein kinase inhibitor gamma
Exons: 4
Coding region: 357-587 (76 amino acids)
Biological process (GO): negative regulation of cAMP-dependent protein kinase activity
Cellular component (GO): cytoplasm; nucleus
Molecular function (GO): cAMP-dependent protein kinase inhibitor activity
Source: RefSeq, a predicted model, not a curated record
CAUCGGGCAGAGCAUUGGAUUACAGCGGGCAGGGACUGACUCGCGGAGAGAAGAACACGCCCCUUGGCCCCACAAGUGCAACUUCAUUUAGCAGCUCCCAGCAGAAGGAAACUGCGAGUCUGAAACCGGUCGCGGCUCCCCCGGGGCCGGCUUGGCUGCUCGCCAGCGCGGGCAGGGACGGCAGCAGGGUGUUAUCCAGCCGGGAGCCCUUCCCGGGCGGCGGGAGCGCGGAGCUCGGGAUCCGAGGAGCAGCGGGAGCGGCUAAGCUGUUGUCCUGCUGUGCAUGAAGCUUGUUUGAAGUCAUGUCCAGAAGGAAAGUCAACUGAAUCAGUGUUUUGCAGGUGAAUAGAGAUGCAAUGGAGGUAGAGUCCAGCACCUACACCGACUUCAUCUCCUGCGACCGGGCGGGCCGGAGGAACGCUGUCCACGACAUCCAGCGAGAUGCCACCACCAUCAGCAUGCGCAAGCUGACCGAGGAGCUCGGCGACCUCGCCGUGCAGGGAGCAGAAAGCCAAAGAGAUGCCUCCUCUUCUGACAACGACCCUGGAGCAAGACCAAAGGGGCAAGAAAGCAGCCCCUCCCCAUGAGAGCGAACAGGGGGUGGGAUGGGCAGGAGGAAGGCCUUGCUGUGAACAUCAGACAAGAAUUUGCAAUUGAAUCUGCGGACAGAAGCCAACUGGGAACAGCAAGUUGUCCGUCAGAUGCCUCUGCUGCAACCACAUUUCUGAAGAGAGCCACAAGAUGCUGUGCAAGGACUGGCACCUCCAAAAGACUUCUGCCCCCAUCCCUAAUGAUUUAGAGCAACACUGCCGUGGUUGUAGUGACAUGAGCCAUUCUCAAGAUGCCUUAGCUGUGAUUUUCCCUUAGGGGGAAAACAGUUUCAGUAAUAAUAGACACAUCAGACUCUCCUGUCCAAGGUACCUUCCUCCUUUGCAAAUUUAGACUAUUAUUUAUUCUGUUUCCAUAGAUUAGAAGUUCAGCUUAUUGGUUUUUCUAAGCCUCACCUUGAUCUGCAUCUUAGAUCUGACCUGGCCUCUGGACUGUCCACGUGGCCCCUCGUCAGGGUGGGCAGUGGGGAGGGGACCUGACCAGUCCCACUGCCCUCAUGUCAACACCACUUACCUGUGCUGCUGCUGCUUAGCAUCAGGAAAGGACCAAAGCACAGCUCUGUGGGGAUGAGCCCCACCUGGAGACCCAGCAGCACCAGCCACAGGCACCUUUUCAUUUGGGUGUCAGCAUUUUAAGACGUUAAGGGGAGGGGAAAAACAAUUUGCUGGUUUGACUGUUGAAAUUCAGGCUUAACUUUGCAAGCUGUUAGCUGAGAUGAUCUCUGGUAGGAUCUCACACCAUUCUCUCUUUUAGGAGACAUGUUUUGUGUUAAAGAUGGUUUGAUAAAACUAUAUAAGCUGUUGGAAUAAAUAACACAACCUUCAAGUACUGAAGGUGUUUUUUUCUGCCUCA